AGAGAUCUGCUGAGCGAGCCCUGUUCCAUAAACCCUAACCUAACUUCGAGAUUUUCCAUAGAGAGAGCAAUUAAGCUGAAAUCGUAGAAAUUCGAUACAAUCCAGUAUGGACAAGAGCAUGAUAGGAGAUCUGGAUUCGCUUCCAGAGGAAGAUAAGAUGAGAAUGGCCACCAUGAUCGACCAGCUCCAGAUCCGCGACAGUUUGAGAAUGUAUAACUCACUUGUUGAGAGAUGCUUCAAUGAUUGUGUCGACACCUUUAAGCACAAAUCGCUGCAGAAGCAAGAGGAAACCUGUGUCAGGCGAUGUGCUGAGAAGUUCCUAAAGCAUUCCAUGCGUGUUGGAAUGAGGUUUGCAGAGCUCAACCAGGGAGCUGCAACACAAGAUUAGUCGUCAAAUCAGCAAGAUCACGCCCGGUCAUGCCCGUCUUACCCUGUUGUUUCCUUGCUUUCUUAGAGUAUGUCCCCCCGUUCUUACAUAGAAGGACAAAUGGUAGUUGUACCCAUUUUUCAUGAUUUCACUUUUCUUAUCCAAGCUAAAACAGCAAAAUUGUAUUAUGUAGAUGCAAGGGAUCCGUAAGUUGCUGUCUGAUUCGAGUUUUUACCGUUACAAAUCCAAGCAGCAUAGCAAUCCUUGAA
Molecule: messenger RNA, 636 nt
Organism: Malus domestica (apple)
Lineage: Eukaryota; Viridiplantae; Streptophyta; Magnoliopsida; Rosales; Rosaceae
Product: mitochondrial import inner membrane translocase subunit Tim9
Source: RefSeq, a predicted model, not a curated record